GAGUCGCCGCCACAGUGGCUGCGUCGCUUUGUCAGUGGCGAGGUCUGCCACACCGCCAACAUCUUCUGCAGCUUGCUGUCUACGGUCUGCAGGUACGACCCGGUCGGUCGGGGCGUGCCGUAUGGCGGCUACUUCAGUAGCAACUCACAGGAAGACUUUGUGGACAAAGCCUUGCAGGUGCUUUGCGUGGCCUUGGACUUCAAGCCGCCCCAGGAAGACGUUGAGCAAGACGACAACGAUGCCGUGGAUGCUGGCUGGUUCUUGGUGGACAACUCUCAGCUGCAGGCCAACAGCCACGGCGUGGGUUAUAGAGCUUCCAAAAUGCUGGAGGACAUCGUGCCGAGCAAGUCUGCGGUCUGGGGCGAGAGGAUUCCUGGCCACGACGAAGGCGAUGGAUGGAUCAAGGUGGGAGACUACUUUCUUCCCGCCGAGAUCAACGGCCACCGCGUGCUGCUGCCGCAGUCGCAGGGUGGCGAGGAUGGCUCGAAGAAGAUUCGAAACGUCUACCGGUACAUGUUACAGCACCUCUCGAAGGAUUCGGAGAUCGAUCUCGUUUUCAACGGGCUCUUACGCCUGCUCAGCAGUGUCCACCAGGCGCAGCAGACCUACCUGCCCAACUCUAUGAGAUCUGUUAGCUUCUACCAAGAGGCGUUGGUGCUGCUGUGGCAUGUGCUGACGUCCAACCCGACCUUCACAAAGCGGGUCGUGGAGAGGCAUGACACCAACCAGGUUCUCCUUUCGGUGCUCUACUUGCUGCAACAGGCAAAAAGCUCUGCGCACCUCGUAGGCCUCCUCCACACCGCCUCCUUCAUCCUCCUCGUCCUCUCCGGCGAGCGAAGCUUUGCCGUCCGGCUCAACGAUCCGUACACCGCAAAGAAGGUGCCGUUGGACAUACCUUCCUUCACAGGGAAUUAUGCCGACGUGAUGGCAUUGACGCUGUACAGAGUCAUAUCCGAGAGUUUGCUGAAGUCGGCCAACGACGCCCUCGUGGAGAUGCUGAUGACGGCGCUCUGCAACGUCUCCCCCUACGUCAAGGGCUUCGCUCUCGAGAGUUGCUUGAAGCUCGUGUCUUUGGCCGAGCGCCUAUCGCGUCCCAGCUACAUUUUCCGCACUGCCUUUACCCACCAUAGCCUGGUCUUCCUCGUUGAGAUGUUGGUGAACAUCGUCCAGUAUCAAUACGAGGGCAAUGUCAUGAUGGUCUAUGCCAUCCUUCGGCAGUCUGAGGUGUUCCGAAAGAUUCGAGCUCUCGACCUGUCGGCAGUGCCGAAAAGAAAGAAAAACAACGGCGCCGGUGCCGACGAUGCACCAGAGGCCUUGGAAGAGCAGGCCGAGAAGAAGGCUCCAGUGUGGGAGCCGACGGAGGAGUGGCUGGCUUCGGUGAAGAAGAAGCUUCCUCUUGCAACGAGAGGGUCGCCCAGAAGCAGGGACAAGGUGGUAUUGGGCUCUCUGGCUAAGGCUCGAAAGCCUCAUCGACCACCUGAACCCGCAGCUCGAGGUGAUCUGUGUGGAGCACGAGGUGACUGA
Symbiodinium sp. CCMP2456 is the source of this 1524-nucleotide messenger RNA. Lineage: Eukaryota; Dinophyceae; Suessiales; Symbiodiniaceae. The record is from the annotation of a GenBank genome assembly.